Owenia fusiformis is the source of this 2447-nucleotide messenger RNA. Lineage: Eukaryota; Metazoa; Annelida; Polychaeta; Sabellida; Oweniidae. The record is from the annotation of a GenBank genome assembly.
CGGUAACAGAUCCAAGGCCUGAUCAAAGAUAAGAACAACCUUUUGGGGAAAAGUUGGAUGACUGAAAGGUAUGCUCCUGUGGCAGCGAUUUUGCAAUGUUGCCUAAUUGGACCAUCAGCGAAAAGGCACACCAAGAUCGUAAUCAUGAAGAUAGAUGUACGUCGAGUGAUCGGGGCAAAGAGUUUGAUAGCAUUAGUGAUAGCGAGUAUCACCUCUACUGUAGAUAGCGCAGAAUGCUCAGCGGAAAAUGAAAUUCUUGCCGAUAGAACGGAUAACUGUUUCUUCUUCCAAUGUGCUAUCAACAAUGAUGGCGAUCUCGAAGCCUUGCGGUUAUCAUGUGCAUCUGGAACUGGUGUUCCCAAAGCAUUUGAAACUGGUUAUUCGAAUCCAUGUACCGAAAAUCUAGCUGAUCUCGGGAAAUCGUGUGGUAUAAAUACAGUUCCCGUCGGACCCCAAAGCUGUGUUACCGAUAAUAAUAAGUUUUACUAUGACAGUUCCUACUAUGCUACUGCUGCUGAUGCCACAAAUGACGAGUCCUGUUUUGAGGCUUGUGAGAAUGACGAUGUUUGCCAGGCUGCAUUGUGGGGAAGACAAAAUCAUCAAACAACUUGUUACAUGUAUGAUUUUAUAAAAGAGCCAACCAGCACAUAUAACGGUGCCAAGUACUACAUAAAGUUCUGUCCAGACGUAUAUGACAAUUGUCCACAAUCGGGUAAGCAAAAACACAACUAUUGCUACAUUCCGGUUGGAAAGAAAACGCUUAUACCUGGCAAAAAGCAUUGCACCGAUUCAUAUACUGCUUCGAUAGUCGAUGUUAUGGAUAGCGCGGACUGGACGUGGCUGAAACACUACUUCACAGCUCUGAACCAAGGAGACUGGUGGAUGGGUACGGAUCAAUACCUCUCUGAUGUGAAUGAGUAUCGCUAUUGGUUCUCUCAGGAACAUGUUACAUUUACCGAUUGGGCUGUCGGCCAGCCUAGUAGCCCGGAUAAACAAUGUGGUAUAUUCAAAAAAGACAAUGAUUACAAAUGGGAAGAUAUGGACUGUGAGACGGGAACGUCUUAUAGCACAAUGUGUAAACAACCCAUAGACCGAGAUGAAUGUUUGAGUAACCCUUGCCAGAAUGGAGGCACCUGUCACAACCUACAAGGCUACCUGACGUGCAGCUGUCCUCCCGGGUUUGGUGGCAUAUUUUGCGAAACAAAGGAAGGCUUGAAUGUAUACCUAGUAUGCGAUGACGAACACAGGUUUUACGCAGAUGGCGCAGAUUUAGGAAGUGGAUUGGAUUGGAAGCGUGUUUAUGUGAAGCUUCUCGAAGGCUAUACGAAAGUUAUUGCAAUCGUUUGCAUAGAUACUGGUGGUCCAGGAGCGCUUGCCGUGCAGGCUAGCCAGCUUAUCGGUUCAGACAGCAGUUGGAAGUGCUCUCAGAAUCUUGAGACUGACUGGUACCUUCCUGAUUUUGAUGACAGUGGUUGGGCGAAUGCGGCUGAGAUCUGCACCAGGGACCAAUACUGGACGUCCUUACAAGACUCUGGACUUAAAUCAGACACAAAGUUCAUAUGGCCUUCGUCUGAUAACAAUAAUGUUAACAUCGCCUACUGCAGGAAGAGAAUUGGAUGUGGGUCUCCUACGAUUGAGCUUACUGAGAAUGUAACACGUGCUGGCGAGUUUCUAGAGGGAUCUGUUGUUACAUAUUCCUGUAAAUCAGGAUACACAUAUUUAAGCGGAACUACUGAAUACACAUGCAGUGGCAGUUCAUGGUCACCAUCUGAUGGAACACCUCUAGAAUGUGAAGAAAUCGACGAGUGUCUAAGUGACCCCUGUCAAAAUGAUGGAACAUGUGUGGAUCUUGUGGACGCAUUCCAGUGUAUCUGUCAACCAGGUCUCAUGGGGGCAGUUUGUGAUAUAGAUCUGAAUGAUUGUGCGAUUCAGCCUUGCCUUAACGGUGGAACUUGCGUCGAUGGACUUAACGAGUAUACGUGUACUUGUGCAACAGGAUUCAACGGAGACAAUUGUCAAAUAAACAUAGAUGAUUGCGCCCCAAACCCCUGUGGUACUGGAGACUGCAUUGACGGCGUAAAUCAAUACACUUGCAAUUGCCCAAGUACCUGGUCUGGGACUAACUGUGAUCAAGAUGUUGACGAAUGCUCUGCGGGAACACCAUGUGGAGAUCAUGGGACAUGCUCAAAUGAAAUUGGUGAUUACAAAUGUACCUGCAAUGCUGGCUGGUUUGGCCCCAACUGUGACACAGAUAUUGACUUGUGUGCUGAAACAAACUGCAACAAUGGGUUGUGUGAAAAUGACAACGGUGAAGCAGGGUAUACUUGCAUAUGUGAUGCAGGAUGGGAUGGUAGCCAUUGCGAUCAAGAUAUCGACGAAUGUGCUGUAUCAGCUAAUUGUGUACAUGGGACUUGUACUAACACUGACGGGGGAUUCUCGUGUGAUUG